Messenger RNA from Papilio machaon (common yellow swallowtail), 1198 nucleotides. Its product is annotated as somatomedin-B and thrombospondin type-1 domain-containing protein. The transcript has 6 exons. Bases 247 to 1077 code for a protein of 276 amino acids. The record is from RefSeq and is a predicted model, not a curated record. NCBI's taxonomy places the organism in Eukaryota, Metazoa, Arthropoda, Insecta, Lepidoptera, Papilionidae.
GCUCACAAGCCCGGAGUCCGCCAUUCCUCCCCCGGACGUCGCGGGGAGCGGACGUGCGUCGUGUACAGAGUCGGCUUCCGGCUUAUACAUCGCUUACAUAUUUUACACUUACGUUCGAAGUUUUCGAGUGCUAUUGUAGUUUGUGUCUUCGUGGAUAUUUAUAAUAUCACACUAACAACUCUACAUACACUAGUAUCUAGUAUCAAGAUUACUUUUUCCACAUCCACGUUACAUACAAAUCAGAGAAUGCUUCGGUAUUGGAUCUGUUUGGCGAGCGCGGUGUACCUAGCGGGGCAGUGCUGCGCGAACUCCUGCCGGGAUGCCAACCUCUGCUGCCCGGGCAGGGACAGCUCCUGCGUCGUGCAGAAGGCGCACCAGAACGCCAUCAUCGAUGACGUCAGCGACAAGCCCUGCUACUGCGACCAUGCCUGCUUGAAGCUCGGAGAUUGCUGUCCUGACUUCAGGGAGACUUGUGGAGUGACGGACUGCGUAAUAUCGGAGUGGGGCCCGUGGUCAGAGUGCGACACGGGAUGUGGGUCGGGCAGCAUGCAGCGAUCACGUCGCGUGCUGCAGGCGGCGGCGCGCGGAGGUCGGCGCUGCCCCGAUCUGCUGCAGCGUCGCGCCUGCCAAGCACAUCACGCCUGCGCACCAGACAGCGAUAUACCACUUAGAGAGGAGUCUGCGAUGAUCCUGCCGGGCUCGUUGUCUGUCAGCCGACACUCCAACGACACCGUCGACAUCCGCAAGAAUCUUCGCCUACGCAACCCCGACGACCCUGAGUCCAACUCGCAUAGGGAAUACUGCGUGCAAUUCGAAGUACUAAAAGUCUCUAAGGCAUGCCACCUCGAUUCAGAAUACAAAGCGCUGCGCGAAGGUGCCACAGUCUGCGUGAUGUGUGAGACGGCGGCGCUAAGACGGGACUUGAAGUGGCGUUGCGCGGGGCACGGCGUAGCGGGACACGCUACGAGGUUCUACGCGCUCGUAGCUCCCCACUGCCACGGCAAGUGGCUGCGGACCAAACAGGACCUGGACAAGAGGGGUGACUGCUGUUCUAGUCCUGACUUCAUAUUUGUUUAAAGUAAUAAUAAUAUUUAAAGCAACAUCUCGUUGAUCGUUGAAGUUUGGAAUUCAAAAGGAUUCUAUAUCAAAUUAAAAAGUUAAGGAACGAAAAUGAAAUGCACAGUAAAUAUAAUAGUGA